UGUUGUCGUUGAAAGGGGUGGACAACUCGCUUUCUUAAUUGCUCGUUCGAUGAAUUGAUGUAAUGCGAGUGUGCUUUUGGGCGAAUGGAUGCCCUGUCGAAGCUGGAAACACUCGCCCUGAGUGAAGAAGCGAGUUGCCUGGAGAUCGGCCGAGUCUUGCGCGAGUUGAGGACCCCUGCCCUGCUCGAGUCCACUGAUGCCCCCAGAGUGACGGCAGUUGUGGCCAGGUUGUUGUCUGCGACGCCGGAAGCCGCUGUGCUGAACCUGAGUGCCCAGGUGUUGUUCAACCUGUCGGUCAUUCACCGACCUGUCCUCCCGGACCUGUGGGCCGUCUUUGGCCCGAGGUGUGCCGCCAUGCUCGGGGAUUCGUCGACCGAACGCGUGGCGGCCUUGAUUGUCCACGCGUGUGGCCAGGGCCGGGUCUUCGGGGUGGAGCACGUGACGGAGGACUUGUGGGACGCGCUGUUGGGAUCCGAGUGCGAAGAGUCGUUGCUGGGGAUCGAGGCCGUGUUGGCGUUGCCCGACGCGUUCCGGGCCCUGGGCAAGCGAUCGAGUGCCGCCCUGCACUACGUUUCCGCCGCCGUCGAGUCCGGAACGGCACCGAAGCACUUUGCCGCCUUCUUGCCGAGCGUAGUCGAGAGGUUUGAGGAAUUGGUCGACUGCUCUGUGCUCAGAAACGCUGGCGGAAACCUGGUCGUCGAAGAACAAGUGGAAGAGUUGGUGGCUUGCUUGGAUCUCCUCGGGACAGUCACUGCCAAAGAUGACGACGUGAGAGACGGUCUGCAGAAGCCGUCGCUUGUGGUUUGCGUUGCUCACUUUUUGAAAGCUUUGGAAGACGCGACAAAUCCGACGCAACAAGUGCUGAGCGAAAAGCCGGUGGUGAGCAUGGAUGCCAUCAAUGCUGUUCGUAGCGGACAAAUUUGCGAGGGAAUCACCGACUCUCCCGUGUUUGAGCUGAAGCAGAAGUUGCUUAAACUCGUGGGCAACUUGGUUUACAGGAACCGAGAAGCUCAAGAUUUGGUGCGCGAGUCAGGUGGUGUCAUUGCCGUGCUGAACUCUUGUGGCAUGGACGCCCGGAAUCCUUACAUGAUGCAGUGGGCUAUUUUGGCCAUCAGGAAUCUUUGCGAAGGCAACUUGGAGAACCAGGAGCUGAUCAAGUCGUUGACCAACAAAGGCCUGGCUCCCAGUGCGCGCGCCGUGUUGGAUCAGUUUGGCCGCGACGGCGACAAGUUGGAGCAGGCAACAACAUGCUCGAGAAUGAGCAGCAGCACCACGUUGCAAAGUGAUGAUCGUUCGCGACGAAGCCGCUCCAAGAAACGACACGCGCCUCCGCCGCCGUCUCUCCUCAUUUCUCCGUCGUCGUCGAUUGUGCGUCAGAAACGUCGGGCUCCGCAGCCACCAUCCCGCGCAAAUGACUGCGGGCGUGGAAAAAAGCAACGACAGAGAAGGUGGAAGACAGAUGGGAAUGAUGAGCGUUGUUUUGUUUGUGUCGUUGUUGCCGACAGCAGCUUUGUGAUAGAUGCGUCGGGCCACCUGCGCCCCGUCGACAGCCGGGCGAGUACGCGGCAGCCCGUCCCGACGCCGCAAAAGACGCUGGUGUGCGUGCCACGGCCCUGGUACAAGCGGAGUCACUCCACGUCCCGGGCCUCGACGCUCGCGUCGUCCUCCUCGGCGACGUCCACUUUGCGACGCCUUUUCCUCGCUGGCGGCAAGAUGUUCUCUCCUCUGCAGCGUCGGGAGUCGAUGACGAGUGUCGCGUCUGCUGAAGACUUGGCCUGCAACACGCUCCAGUUCCUGCACGAGUUGACUGCCAAAGACGACGGACUGGGUGCAGUUGCCCAUCCGGCAGCAGUGGCAGCUGCUGCCAGCACGGACGUGACGCGAGUGCGGAACGUUUCUGCCCCAGCCAACGAGGAGUACGACUUCAUGCCCUUCCGAGUGACGACGACGGACGUGACGCGGCUGUACAACGAGGCGCAGGUGGUGCGGACGAACCCGGACGGGACGACGCAAGUGAUGCCACUCAACGAGUGCCUCGUGCUGCUGCCGACGGGCAUCGACGGCACGGGCCUCCGGGUCAUUGGACGGGACGCCAAGCUGAAGGACGUGCAGACGUCGAGGAUGCAUCUGCAGCGCGUGUUAGCCAAGAACAUUGCGCGGGAGGUGGAGACGAGCCCGACGGCGUCGGCCGCGGUGGUGCAGUUUGCGGAGCAGCAUCUGGAGGACGACGUGGUUGUAGAGCGUGUGAGUCUGCUGCAGCCCAGGCUGCGGGCCAGGCUUGUUGGUGUCGACGUGCUCCGAGAUAGGUUUUCCGCCCAGCCGUCGCCGCUUGUCCCGCUGCCCAGGCCGCAGGAUUGUCUCCGACGGGCCGUUGUGCUUCAGGGCAAAGACAUUCAUCUUGAUCCGAGGACUUGCGGCUGCUUCAGGAGGCUCUUGACGGAUUAUCAGCAGCAGCAGCAACAAGGUGCUGACAGUAUUUUGUGCAAAAACUCUCUCAGGUUGCAGCUGUUUGUGGAAAGCUCGAGCGCGCAUUACGGGCCGAUUUUCCUGCAUUGUUGCUGGCUCUGCAAGCUGGAGCAUGUGCAGGAAAGAACGUCGAGGGAAUUGCUGAUCCCUCCGCAUUACCAGAAGUGGAUCAUUGGAAGGACGCUGGUGACCAACUUCCGAUGGAGUCUGGCGAGCUAUGGGAUCAAGGAGAACGGCUGUUCCAUCUUUUUGUACGUCGUCGAGAAUCUUGUGGCCAAGCCAGUUAGCCAGGCGCCCGACUCCCCUGAACCCGCUGCUCUUACUGUGAGGUCAAUAGAAGAACAGCUUGAAGUUGCGAUGCAAGUUCUAAAGACUGGGCUUCAAAGUGAUGCAAUUCCCCUAUCGUCCGAUGCCACCAAAGAUAAGCUGAAGAGAGUCGCGAUGGAAGUCAAAACCGAUGCCCUGAAAUUGUCCCCAACCGAUGAGCCGCCGGCGGAUGCUGAACUUGCUGCUGCUGUUGCUGCCGAUGAUUCUUUGUCUGCUCUGGAAACAGAGUCGGGAAAGAAUGGCGACGAUGGUCGUGGCAGUGGCAGCGGCAGCAUUAUUCUGUCGACGCCCGAGAGACGACGCCCGUUUUCCCGUGGUGGGUGCAGCAGGAGUGCAUUGUCUGAUAAGCGGGAGUCUACUCCGCACCCUGUCAAGGAAGUGCCAGCGGGCCGAGUGGAUCCCGAUGAGGUGCCGGGGAGCCCCGAGCCUCACGCCAGCUCCGUUGCUGUCGUCGUUGCAAAGGCCGCCGUCGAGGAAAAGGAGCAAGUGAUUCGCAUAUCAGUGCCGGGCAAGGACAGAGAAAGAGACGGAGACAAGGACACGGACAAGAUCGAGUCCAAGCCCAAGUUCGUGUCGUCUGUUUGUGUCGCGUACGAAAGGGCGGGCAAGGCGAGUGCCAGUCCGAGCAGGAGCCCCGUGUGGAUCGCAGAUAAGCUGCUUCCUGCAUGUAGUCUUUUAGCGUUUAAUCGAAUGCGAAUGGUCUCAUCCACUGCUGUGAUUCGGUGCCUUAAUCAAAGCAUGGUUCCGCUUGUCGUCGUGUCCUGCUAA
This is a messenger RNA of Notodromas monacha, 3561 nucleotides long. NCBI's taxonomy places the organism in Eukaryota, Metazoa, Arthropoda, Ostracoda, Podocopida, Cyprididae. The record is from the annotation of a GenBank genome assembly.